AUGCAAGAGAAGUUAUCUGCACAUGAUUCAGCAAUCAAAGGCAUUGAAACUCAAUUAGGACAGCUAUCUAUGUCCUUGAACAAUCGCCCACAAGGAACAUUGCCUACAGAUACAAACAUUAAUCCAAAGGAGCAGAACCCAAAUCAGCUCAUGGCAGUGAGUCUCGGGAAUGGGAGAGAUUUAGACAGGGAGCAAAAAGUUGCUCAAUCUAGGAGAGAGACCACGCACCCUACUCCAGCUACUCUAGUUACAUUAGAGACAGAUGAGUCAGCAGAGCUCACCGAGGUUGUAAUCGAGCAAGCACAGGUUGACAAGGGUAAGGAGAAGGAAGGUGAACAACUCCCAGAACAGGUGGUAGUAAAAGCGUCCAGCAAAGAAAAGACACAAAGCAGUGGGCAGAGGUUGAUUCCUGCACCAUUCCCUGAGAGCGAGGUAGUGACAAGGUCUAUGGCUCAAAAGGUGUCUGAUCCAGGUAGUUUCACUAUCCCAUGCACCAUUGGGAGUUAUGCUUUUGCUAAAGCAUUGUGUGACUUGGGAGUCAGUAAAAACUUGAUGCCCUUGGCAAUCUAUUCAAAAUUGGGCAUUGGCAGAUCUAGACCGACCUCAAUGUUGCUACAACUGGCUGAUCCCACAGUCAAAAGACCGACAGGAAUUCUUGAUGAUGUGCUUGUUCAAGUGGGGAAAUUUGUAUUCCCUGCAGACUCUGUCAUUCUUGAUUGUCAAGUGGAUGAAGAGAUACCAAUCAUUCUGGGCAGGCCGUUUUUAUCCACUGGGAGAGCACUGAUUGAUUGUGAGACUGGAGAAUUGAAAAUGAGGUUGAACAAUGAAGAGAUAAUAUUCAAUGUUCAACAAUCUAUGAGGAGACCCAGCGAAUUUGCAAAUUGCUCACUAGUGGAGGCCGUAGAUGUAAUACUACAAGAGGAGGAUUAG
This is a messenger RNA of Nicotiana attenuata, 930 nucleotides long. RefSeq lists its product as uncharacterized. The coding region runs from base 1 to 930 and encodes 309 amino acids. The transcript has 2 exons. NCBI's taxonomy places the organism in Eukaryota, Viridiplantae, Streptophyta, Magnoliopsida, Solanales, Solanaceae. The record is from RefSeq and is a predicted model, not a curated record.